GUUUUAAUCUUCUUCUUCCACUCCUCGUCCCAGUCGUCGACGGGAGAGGCUCGGGUGGGUUGCCCUCACCGGCGAAGCCUCGGCGGCCAAGCGGGCCCCCAAACCGGACUCGAACCGGAGUCAAGCCGGUUCGACGCGGAGGGGCGAAAAGAAGUCGCCUCCUCUCUCCUCACACCCCCCACCCCGCGGCCGCCGCAACUGCUGCUACGACGACUUCGGGGCGUCCGACCUCCCCACCCCCACCCCGGACCCAUCGACGAACUUAGUCCUGUCAGGAAGAAGAUGAUGCUCUUCGGGGCCUAGAAGAAGAGAGAGAGAGAGGCGGAGAUAGAGGAAAAGGGCGGGGGGCGCGUCGAGAGAGGACACCCCCGGCCUGGCUCGUGUGUGUUUUCAUACUCCCAACCCCCACCAAAGUAGGGAAUAUUAUGCACCCUUCCCUGAGGGGAGGCUCCGAGGUGCGACCUCAGUUCAUGCAAGACUAAUUUUCUCUCUCCCUUUAAUCAGCCCCAGAGCCUAAUUUGGGGCUGGGGUGCGUGUAGAUCUCAUUUCCCCACCCCUUCUUAGAGGAGGGAGGCUGGUUUACUCUGCUGUUGUUUUUUUGCCCUCCUAAAAGGCAGAGUUUCUCUUUACCCACGGGAGAAAGAGGAGGUUCUGCCCAGUUCUCCAUAGAAGGGCUAAGGGGUUUCCUGUCUUCCUAACAUCCCCCCACCCCUCCUUGGUGGAAACAGCUCAAAAGUGGGACAUCCCUACCAGCUUUUCUUGACAGUCCUGCAGAGAAAGGUCAGCAGGGCCAUAAGGGCAAGUGCUGCAAAAGGGGUUUCCCCACCCCCCACAGGAAAGCAGAAAGAAAAUCAAGUGCAGGAGAGAAGUGCCACCCCACACAGUCCCAUAGAAGGUCAUCAAAGGGUUCUUCAGUUUAGAAAGUGGUGGAGCCCAGAGAAGCAACUUUCAGCAGUGGGGAAUUGACCCCAAAGUGUAUUAGAUGAGGUGUUCCUGCCCUCCCAUGGGGUAGUAAGGGUGGGAGGAGGCUAGUUGCUUCCCCACAAGGUUCCCUCACCCCUUUCUUUGGACAGGGAUUGCUACGCUAUUGGACUUCUUGUUUGUUUGCUGUGGCCUAAUGACUUGAGAAGAGUUCUGGAACUGUGAUGGCUGGACACGAGGCUUGGGAAUAACUUGAAGCAGAUGUGUCUGUGUCUGACAGUUACCAUCUUGAGGCAACGGCAGGAUUUUCAGAGGAUUGAAUCAUGACUUUGAAGGCCUUCUCCCAUACUACUUGGAGGAUUUGGGGCAGAAAAGGUGCUUUGUGGCUUUUCCUGAGCGUACUCUGAUAUGGAUCUUUUGGGCAAUCGUGAAGAACUGCAUUGCUGUUGUUUUUAACUGACUUCACUGGUACUUCUCUGGAGCAAAGCUGGUGUGUAUAUGGGAAAUUGACAGUAAUGUACUUAAAUUAUAACUAGUACAAUGCAGAUUGGCUAAAAAGUCGUCUCCUUGCCAAGGGCUCCAAUGAGUGGCACACAGUCUGCAAUCACGGACAGGUUUCCCCUCAAAAAACCUACAAGACAUGGCAGCAUUCUGAGCAGAGAGUCUCCAGCAGACAAGAAGCAGAAGGUUGAACGCUGCGUCAGUGCCCAGGACUUCGACCCUACAGAUAGCUCCUCCAGGAAGACAAAGUGUAGCUCGGAGGAGAGUAGAUCCGAGACGUAUGGUCUUGUCCAGCGUUGUGUUAUUAUCCAGCGAGAUGAAAACGGAUUUGGGCUGACCGUCAGUGGAGACAAUCCUGUCUUUGUGCAGUCCGUCAAAGAAGAUGGAGCAGCCAUGCGGGCUGGGGUUCAAACUGGUGACCGAAUUAUUAAGGUGAAUGGGACUCUGGUAACCCACUCAAACCAUUUGGAGGUGGUGAAGCUGAUAAAGUCGGGCUCCUAUGUAGCACUCACUGUGCAAGGGCGCCCACCUGGGUCGCCCCAGAUUCCACUGGCUGAUUCUGAGAUGGAUCCAGUAGCAUUUGGACAUAUGUCUCCCAUCAUGACAUCUCCACACUCGCCUGGAACAUCUGGAAACACAGAGAGAAUUACCAGCCCGGUGUUGAUGGGGGAGGAAAAUAAUAUUGUUCAUAGCCAGAAGGUGGAGAUUUUGAGGAAGAUGCUUCAGAAGGAGCAGGAGAGGCUACAGUCCUUGCAAGAAGAUUACGGCCGCACUCCCACUCCAAAACUGCUCAAGGAGAUCCAGGAAGCCAAGAAGCACAUCCCUCAGCUGCAGGAACAGUUGUCCAAGGCAACAGGCUCUAUUCAGGAUGGAGUUUUAUCUUCCAAGUCUGUGGCAGAGUCUUUGCAGAUCAGCGAGGUAGAGACUGAGAGCGGGGAUGGGCUGAACAAAGGAGACUGCAGUUUUGGUGAUGGCUCCCAGUUAAAUAGUGACACAGCUGAGAGUCCCCGGGGUGGCCUGAAGGAACGAAUCUAUCUGGACGAGAGCCCAGAGAAGAGUGAGACACAAGAUACUGACUCUCAAUCCAGUAUUGGAAGUCCCUCCAGUCGUAUUGCACCUCCAAUCAUAGGAGCAGAAGAUGAUGACUUUGAUGGUGAACAGGAGCAGAUCAAUGGGCAGUGCAGCUGUUUCCAGAAUAUAGAGCUGUUGAAAUCUCGCCCUGCUCACCUGUCUGUCUUCCUGCAUCAUGUCGUGUCCCAGUUUGACCCUGCUUCAUUGCUUUGCUAUCUUUUUGCGGACCUGUACAAACAAACAAACUCCAAAGAGACUCGGCGUGUCUUUAGUGAGUUUAACCAGUUCUUCUUGGAUCGAGCUGCAAAUCUGAAAGUCCCAGUCCCAGAAGAAAUUUCUGCAGAUCUAGAAAAGAGAAGGCUAGACUUGAUUCCUGAAGAAUUGCACCGCCACUAUAUUCAAACUAUGCAAGAUAAAGUUUUUCCUGAAGUCCAGAGGCACCUUGAAGAUUUUAGACAGAAACGCAGCAUGGGGCUGACCAUGGCAGAAGGAGAGCUAGCCAAGCUGGAUGCAGAACGUUUUCGUGACCGGAGCACACUGGAGAAGGAGAGAGCAUGUGCGGAGCAGAUCAUUACCAAAAUUGAAGAAGUGCUGAUGACGUCUCAACCCAUUGAAGAAGAGAAGAGUUCAAGCAUACAAUAUGUGGUUCUCACCUACAUGAAACAUCUUGGUGUGAGAGUCAAAGAGCCCCGGGGGCUAGAUCAGAAGCGACGGAUUGGGUUCCUGCCAAAAAUAAAGCAGAGUAUAAAGAAAGAGAAGGAAGGAGAUGAAAAGAAGAGGAGAGUCUUCCCCAAUAUUCUGGGACCCCCAAGGAGGCCAAGCCGCCAUGACAGCUAUGCAAUAGGCAGAGCCAUGGAAAUGCAAAAGCAGCGCCAUCCAAAGCACUUAUCCACACCUUCCUCCGUCAGUCCAGAGCCACAAGACUCAGUCAAGAUGCGCCAGAGUGGGUCCAGCGAUGGCACAGAUGCAGCCUACCCACCUGCUAACCUCAUGUCUCCACAAGCUGCUGGAACUUUUCUUUCCCAGGAAGGGAGCAAGGACAGUGAAACAGGGUCGAAGCAAGUUGGAGAAACUCCAUCGUCUAGUGACUCUCUGGUUGGUACACCUCGUACACCUAAUACCGUCUUUGAUUUCCCAUCUCCACCACUUGACCAUUUGCAGGAAGAGGAAGGAGAGUUUGACAGGUUAGCAGAAUCAGGAACACCAAAAUCUUUCCGCAAGAUGGACAGUGUGGGUGCUGUGGAUAAUCAGAGUGAAGAUGAGCUCUUUGAUUUUGACAUGGAGACAGACCCACCCAACUGGCAGCAGCUUGUGAGCCGUGAGGUGCUGCUUGGCUUGAAACCCUCUGAGAUUAAACGGCAGGAAGUGAUUAAUGAGUUAUUUUACACUGAGCGUGCUCAUGUCCGAACACUGAAGGUUCUUGAUCAGGUCUUCUAUCAACGUGUGUCCCGUGAAGGGAUCUUACCUCACUCUGACUUGCGGAAAAUAUUUUCAAAUGUGGAAGAUAUCCUCCAGCUCCAUGCUGGAUUGAAUGAGCAGAUGAAAGCAGUGAGGAAAAGGAACGAAACGUCAGUUAUUGAUCAAAUUGGAGAGGACUUGUUAACUUGGUUCAGUGGAGCAGGGGAGGAGAAAAUGAAACAAGCCACUGGCACUUUCUGUAGCAACCAGCCCUUUGCUCUGGAGGUGAUCAAGUCACGGCAGAAAAAGGACUCUCGCUUCCAGACUUUUGUCCAGGAUGCUGAGAGCAAUCCACUCUGUCGCCGACUGCAGCUGAAAGAUAUAAUUCCCACUGAGAUGCAGAGGCUGACCAAAUAUCCCCUUCUGCUGGAUAACAUUGCAAAGUACACAGAACAACCUGGGGAGAAAGAGAAAGUGAAGAAAGCAGCAGAUCACUGUCGGCAGAUCCUCAAUUAUGUGAACCAAGCUGUCAAAGAAGCAGAAAAUAAGCAGCAUUUGGAAGACUACCAGCGCCGUCUUGAUUUGUCCUACUUGAAGCAGUUGGAGGGCCCUAUGCUGGAUGAAUUCAGGAAUUUGGAUUUAACCAAGAAGAAGAUGAUCCAUGAAGGGCCUCUGACGUGGAAGGUGAAUCGGGACAAGACAAUUGAUCUCUACACGCUGCUGUUGGAGGAUAUUCUGGUGCUUUUACAGAAACAAGAUGAUAGACUGGUGCUGAGAUGUCACAGCAAGAUCCUGGCUUCUGCUGCAGAGUGCAAGCAUAUAUUCAGCCCUGUCAUCAAACUGAAUACGGUGCUGGUUCGCCAGGUGGCCACAGAUAACAAAGCCUUCUUUGUCAUCUCCAUGUCAGAGAAUGGAGCCCAGAUAUAUGAAUUGGUGGCACAGACGGUUUCUGAAAAGACUGUGUGGCAGGACCUCAUAGCACGGAUGGCAGGAACAGUGAAAGUUGGACGAGGUAGAAGCGUAAUUCCAUUUCCGCCAUCUGGGCCAUGCGAGGAAGAUCAUGAGGAGGAAGAUCAGCAGAAAUUAAAGGAAGAACAAGCUACUCCUGAUAGCAGCAUGCAGAGUCCAGAUAAAGAUAUGGGACUGGAGUCUCCUCUGAUGGCGAAGGUUCAGUCUCCUUCAGCAGCAAUGUCUGAGAAGCUGGAAGAGGAGGAGCUCCUGGAGGCAGACAGGCAGUUUGGAGAAAAACCAGCAGCAGAGUUGCUGAUCAAAGAGUCAUCUGAGCACUACAGCCACACAAGUCCAGAGCACUUGUUCCAAAGUUCGGAAGACCGAUGGGCAUUGGAUGCACUAAGAAAUUUGGGCUUAUUGAAGAAAUUGCUAAUGGAGCAGCUGGGCAUGUCUGAGAAGGAGUCUUCCGAAGGCUGGCAGCGUAUUGCCAGGCAUAGGACAAUUUGUCAGAGGACCCAAGUGGAGAGUUGUGUCCAGAGAGGACUACAGUACUCGGACAAUGACAAGACAUCCCUUUCCGGGGCCAGUAGGACACCCUCUGGCAUGGGAACAAAUAAUUUUGGACCUUGUUGCAGUCAUCGGACUUCAAGUGAAUUCAUGCAACCAGGGGACACUGUGUCAAACAGCAGUCAGUUAAUGGACCCCUUGAGCACAAAGCCAGAUACCCCAACCACUGAGCCUGAAGUGAUAGGUUCUGAGGAUGGUGGAGAGCACUUUUUUGAUGCUCGUGAAGCCCACAGCGAUGAGAACCAAUCAGAGGGUGAAGUGGCGGAAAGGAAGGAGGAAGAAGAGGUGCAGUUGCGGAUCUCAGGAAAUUAUUUGAUCCUUGAUGGAUAUGGCACAGUACAGGAGAGCUCCACAGAUGAGGAGGUAACUUCGCUGGUUCUACAGUGCACUGCAGGCAACAGCACAAUGGACUCUACCCACCAACCACCAUCUCUGCAAGACACCCGGACAGACGGAGGAAGCUUGGCAUUUGCAGAGGAAUUAAUGGCCUCCCACUGGGAAGCUGCUAAGGAAUCCAGCUCAGGUGUACUAAGGCCUCCCUUCUCUGUGGAGUCUUGUGCCCUGAUAAUGCAUUACAUCCAGAAGAUAGAAGCCAACCUUGAACACUUAAAGGAAGUGGAGGAGAACUAUGCUACUCUUCUUCAACAAAGGCUGGCUGGAACAGCCCCCACAGAUGAGCACUCAGAUAAAAGUUAGUCAAGCUUCUCGGAGGUUGGAUGGAAGCAUCAGCCUCGCAUUGGCACCUGUCGGCUUCUGCCUGGACUCUUGCAGCAUGAGGGCUCUUUCCGUGGACCAUCCAAGUGCAGCAGAGUGGGAACUGGGGGGGGGGGGGUUGGGGUGGAGGAUGGUUUCCUUUUAGGCCUCUGCACUAGCUUGUCAGGGAGAGGUGGUGAUUUUUUUUCUCCUCCUUUGCUACCAGUAAUUCUUUUUGAUUCCAAACAAGAGGAAAGAGAGGAACAAAAAGAAGAAACCAAAUGUAUAAAGCUUUGGGUGUAGGAUAUAUAAAAAUGUAUUUAGACAUAUACAAAAAAAAAUCAAUGUAUUUAUUUGACUUCAUUCCAUGUACUGAAAGCACACUUUAAUUUGUAUUUUAUUAGGCCCCAACAUCCCUAUGCUCCUGGACCCACAUUCAGGGCUGCUUGUGUGUAAGAGCGUGUCUUGACUUUUCACUGGAUUGGAUUCUGCCAGCAACCAGUCCACUGCUCAAAAGAGCUUCGCCUGCAAUGGUCCCCUGCCCCCUGUGCAGUGACGGUAUGCCACGCUGUACACAACCAGGCACUUGGAAAGGUUGGCAGCCUUUGGGCUCUCCUUGCAAUGGCACGUGGUGCUUUGACAAGGAGAUGAAAGGCUUGGGGUUUUUACCUUGCCUUUGAAUUCCCUCUGAAAGCAGUGAGGUGGGGCAAAGAAUGUGCCUGCUAAGUCACUCCUGGUUUGAGCAUCUUCUACCACUGGAGUUAGCCACAGGUACUUCUGAGUAAAAUCCCAGGUAUGUUCGACACCCAGAGGUGUGCUUUGUUGGCCAUUGCAUGUGCAGGGAGAAUGGGAUUGGUUUGGGGUGGUGGGGUUUUGUUUUGUUUUUUGCACUGUUUGUGCCAAAGUGCUCUGAAAUCACACUGGUUAGCUCAGAAGCCUCCAUGGGAGCAGCUCUGCAGUAUUUUUCCUAAUAGGAAUUCUGACAUCCUUGUGUUUUGAAACUGAACCCUGUCUAAGAAUGGAAAUUGAAGGCUCACAGCACAUACGUAAAAACACUGGACAUUCCAGACUGGUUACUGGAAGUGGUACAAGGCUGGGUGCUACCUCCAUGAGACAGACCGUUCAGGAUGCAGCUUCUUCCUUUCAUUGCAAGUGGCUGCUCUUUGUUUUUGUUUUUCCCCUGCACCAGGUUCCCAAAUCCUGGGCUUUUUUUUUUUUUUGGACAACUCAGAUCUAAAUGUGCCGAACUCUAGAAAUCCCCGUAACUUGUGUUCCUCAUGUUGAAUGUGCUGCGAAGUGUGGAGAAUUUUUUUUUCCUUUUGUUUUCUCCCCCUCCUUCCAGCGUGAAGGUCAUACUGCCUGCUCCAUUAACACAGAGACACAUUUUCCCUGUAGCUAUAAUGGCAGAGAAUCAAAACCCUUGUUGUUUCCCAGUCAUGCGAAACACAAACCUCUUCUUCCCUUAGCAGAAGGAAUAGUAGUACUAAAAAUGGGCAGGCUGUGCAAGGACAAAUUUUAAAAACCUCCCCUUCCCUCCAACUGCCAACAUUUUGAAACCAUGAACUGAUGUCUGUCAAGAUGGGGAGAUAAGAUUUUCCAGAAGCAAGUUGUACGGAUUGCCAUCCCUCUUCAGUGGCAGAAAGUGCCCCAAAACCAAAGGGUCUCCUUCCAUAUUUGCACGAGCUUCCUUUUAUCAGUGCCGUUCUGAGUGCCUCGUGGAUCUGCUUGUUCCCAUUUCAUAACUGCUUGAUUCUAUAAUUUCACAUUGUUUUCCAUGUAAAACUUCUAUUUUUCCACCUCUUGGCAUUAGGAAAACUAGGUGUGCCUGAGUAUGGAAGAUAAACAUGGACCUUUUCAGAUUUUAAAUAGCCCCUCUUUUAUACCUCUUAGCUAUGUAACAUCAUGCUAGCAACACUUUUACAUUCCCUUUCCACAGCCCAUGUCUAGGACGAUCAAGAAAUCACACUCACAACAUGGACCUCUCUCUAGCAUGAGUAGCUUUUGAGCAGUGGAGAGUUCAGGUUUCCACUGCAGAUUGUUGUUGCCGGUCUCUUCGCUGCAUUCUGUGGCAGGAGUCCCAAGAUCAUUGUCUGCUGUAGCACUUCCACUAUAGAUUUGACCUGCAGAGGUGUCUGGCAAGAUAUUGCUUCAGCAUCUUUACAAUAUGCCUCUGGGUCAGGUUGCCAAAAUCUCCUGAGGAUCAACCUGAGAAAGGAGGGCAUGCAAGGCGAAUGCAGGUUUUGUGGCAAAGCCUGAAGAGUUCUUAGCCAUCCUUAGAGGAUGUGACCAUCUCAUUCCCCCCACCCAGGGAAGUGAAACAGUACUGUGCUCCUGUCCUUUUGGUGGUGUUUGGUUUUGUGUGUUUUUCAGGCUUGUUCUUAUGCCAUGUUGUGCAAUCUCCUGUUAAGGGCAUUAUUCAGCUUAUAAGAAAGAGAAGGUGGUGAGAAAUGGGGAUUGUCCAUUGCUCCCAACACAGUAUCCUAAAAUCACUGGGGAUGUCUUAACUCCCUAGCGUGUCUACUGUACAACAGACCCCAGGCACAGAUCCAUUUUUGUGAAGAGGGUCAACACUAAAAUGCACUUUGCGGGGAUUCCCAUUGGUUUUGGGUGUGUGUGGUCCCCCCCCUUUUUUUAAAUAUACUAGAAUAGCCAUGAAAAAUUCCAACCAAAGAAUCCUUUCCUGUCCUUCAUGUCUGGCUGUGAACAUUCCCUUCUUUAGACUGGACAGUAGUAUGGAACAGCCUUUUCUCUCUCCUUUCCUCCUCCCUUGCAAAAUGAAAAACAAAACAAAACCACAGGCUGAAAAAAGAAGUAAUGGAAUAUUUCAUGGACAAGAUAACAUUAUGUUGGCUCCACUGUACUUUUUUGUGUUUAACCUGGAUUUAUAGAAGAUUAUUGCAGGGGGUGGGGGAUUCAAAAGGCAAAGGCCUCGAUCCAGAUGUCAACUUCCUGCACAGCCUGCUUUUGCAUCAUUUGGACCUGGUCUACACAUGAAGCAGAAUGAGUUGGUAGAAUGCCAAGAGUGGUAGACUGGACUGUUUGCUCGUUUCUUUGGGUUUAUUUUCUUCCUUCUGGGCUGUCUGAGAGCACAAGCAGCGCAAAGCUUUAGAUGAAAGUUGGGAUUUCUUUAUAUAGCACUCAAAUUUUCCAGUAAAAACAGAAGGGCCAAAGCAGUCGUCUCUGUUUGCAGUGCUUUUGCUUUUAUCUGCUUUUAGUAACAUUAACUCCAAUUCUUGUGAUAAAUCAACUCUUAACUGCCACAUCUGAGGGCCUGGUAGACAGUUUCUCUUCCCCACCUCCGUGUGUUGAUAUUUUUAAUGUUUUCUCCGAGGCACUACCUAUGCCUGUACCUUGUUGAGUUU
This is a messenger RNA of Podarcis raffonei (Aeolian wall lizard), 9464 nucleotides long. It is a transcript of the gene ARHGEF12, whose product is annotated as Rho guanine nucleotide exchange factor 12. NCBI's taxonomy places the organism in Eukaryota, Metazoa, Chordata, Lepidosauria, Squamata, Lacertidae. Gene Ontology annotation, molecular function: guanyl-nucleotide exchange factor activity; G protein-coupled receptor binding. The record is from RefSeq and is a predicted model, not a curated record. The coding region runs from base 1504 to 6105 and encodes 1533 amino acids. Gene Ontology annotation, biological process: Rho protein signal transduction; G protein-coupled receptor signaling pathway. The transcript is spliced from 41 exons. Gene Ontology annotation, cellular component: cytoplasm.